This is a messenger RNA of Papaver somniferum (opium poppy), 1697 nucleotides long. Its product is annotated as probable serine/threonine-protein kinase PBL28. Gene Ontology annotation, molecular function: protein kinase activity; ATP binding. Gene Ontology annotation, biological process: protein phosphorylation. The transcript is spliced from 7 exons. NCBI's taxonomy places the organism in Eukaryota, Viridiplantae, Streptophyta, Magnoliopsida, Ranunculales, Papaveraceae. The coding region runs from base 424 to 1500 and encodes 358 amino acids. The record is from RefSeq and is a predicted model, not a curated record.
GCACCAUUUCAGCGGCUACUCCCAUCUCUUUCUUGUGCUUGUAUUUGGCGGUUCAACUCCUUUAUCUUCUUCUCCUUCUAUGUUUUUAUGUUUAGGUGUAUGACUAUUUCAGUUGUUGAGUAUUAAAUUUCUUAGAAACCAAGUUCACUUGUUUUCCAAGUACUCUUAAAUUUAGAAGACAAGUUUUAGACUACACAUAUUUUGCCGUAUGUUUGUUUUUCCUCGUGAAUUUUGUGCCUACGCUACUACUGUCUUGUUGAUUGGGAAAGGAGUUUGCAGUUCUUGUCUUUCUCGUUUGAUUUGAUUUUGAAGAAGUUUUUUUUUCCUUUUCUUUUGGUUGUUUUCGAGUUUCAAUUUCAUGUCAGUCUGUCUUGAGAGUUUUCUAACAGAAGGAAUUCAAGCUUCUGUCCAUUGAGUUCCGUAAUGCCUUUUGGGUUAGUCACAGCAUGGAAAAGGAGGCUAUCCAAGUCAUCUGAUCAGAAUGAUCCAUGGAAGUAUAAGUCUUUGGAAUACUGGCAAUUAGAUGAUCGAAGACCAUCAGCAAAAAGACGACAAGGGUCGGCAGUGUUCACCCUGAAAGAAAUGGAGAAAGCCACAAGUUCAUUUAGCGAUGAGAAUUUACUUGGGAAAGGAGGAUUCGGAAGGGUUUACAAAGGAAUUCUAUCUUCAGGAGAGGUUGUGGCAGUCAAGAAAAUGGAGCUCCCGUCAUUCAAAUCAGCACAAGGUGAUCGGGAACGUGAAUUUCGUGUAGAAGUUGAUAUCCUGAGCAGACUGGAGCACCCAAAUCUGGUUUCCCUGAUAGGCUAUUGCGCUGACGGAAAGCACCGCUUUUUGGUCUAUGAGUUUAUGCAACAUGGGAACUUAGAAGAUCACUUGAAUGGAGUUAGUGAAGUGAAGAUGGACUGGUCUCAGAGGCUUAAAGUAGCACUUGGAGCAGCAAAGGGGCUCGAUUAUCUUCAUUCUGGUUCUGCAUUAGGAAUUCCUAUUGUUCAUAGAGAUUUCAAAUCUACCAACAUCCUUUUAAGUUCAACCUUUGAAGCAAAGAUAUCUGAUUUCGGUCUUGCUAAGAUGAUGCCUGAAGGUCGCGAAAUGUACGUGACAACCAAAGUUUUAGGCACUUUCGGCUACUUCGAUCCAGAAUACACAUCAACAGGGAAGCUGACUCUUCAAAGUGAUGUUUAUGCAUUUGGAGUGGUUCUUCUUGAGCUCUUGACUGGACGCAGGGCACUCGACUUGCACCAGGGACCGAGUGAUCAAAUUCUUGUACUUCAGGUUAAACAUAUUCUAAAUGAACGAAAGAAAUUGCGGAAAGUUAUAGAUCCAGAGAUGAGCCGGAGUUCAUAUACCAUGGAGUCAAUCACUAAGUUUGCCAACUUGGCAGCUCGCUGUGUUCGUGGUGAGAGCACCGAAAGACCUUCCAUGGCGGAAUGUGCUAAGGAACUUCAACUAGUCAUAUUUGUAAAUAGAAAAGCCACAAGUACGGGGAAGAGAACAGUCUGAAAGUUUGUGUUGUUGGUGCAAAGCAUUUGGUUAUUGAGUGCAUAGUGGAAGUACAUAAAAAUUCAACUACAAAUAACUCAACAGUUUGUCAAAAUUUAUCUGAUUCUUUUUCUUCUUAUUUUUUGAGUCUUGUUUUGAGACUUUAUAUAGAGACUGAGUUCAACGGAUGUGUAUUAGCUACCUAUUUCUAAGCUGAA